Molecule: messenger RNA, 831 nt
Organism: Zingiber officinale
Lineage: Eukaryota; Viridiplantae; Streptophyta; Magnoliopsida; Zingiberales; Zingiberaceae
Product: transcription factor bHLH148-like
Exons: 1
Coding region: 98-658 (186 amino acids)
Biological process (GO): regulation of DNA-templated transcription
Molecular function (GO): protein dimerization activity
Source: RefSeq, a predicted model, not a curated record
UCUUUUUAUAACCCCACUCCAUCAUCACCACCUCAUCUUCCUCUCAUUUCGUCGAACACCUUACUUUCCUUUCUCUUGGUCGCCGCAGGCCGCAGCCAUGAUCGCUUCCCCUUCCUCGUCUUCCUCCUCGUCGUCAAAGACGAAGAAGGCGAUGAAGAAGCCUGGCCUCGGGGAUCAAGAAGAGACCAAGUGGCGCACCGCCGCGCAGCAGAGGAUCUACAGCCGACGCCUCAUCGACGCCCUCCGCGCCACCGCUCCUUCCGGGCCGCAGGCCGUCAAGGAGGCCGCAGAUUCCGCCCUUGCCCUUACCGCCCGCGGUCAGUCCCGAUGGAGCCGCGCUAUCCUGCUCAGCCGCCGCCGGCCAAGCUGCAAGUUCCUCCUCAAAGCCCGCCGCGGGCGCAUGCAGCCGAAGCCGCCUCCGCCCGUUCUGAAGCUAGGCGCGCCGGCCUCCCCCGAGGGGAAGAAGGUGAGCGAACGCUUGCGGUUGCUCGGCCGACUGGUGCCCGGGUGCCGGAAGCUAUCGGCGCCGAGUCUGCUGGAGGAGGCGGCCGACUACAUGGUGGCGCUGGAGAUGCAGGUGAAGACGAUGAGGGCGCUCGCGGACGCGCUCUCCGGUGCCUCGCUCAACGCGGCUGAGCAUGCGGUGUCUGAUGAAUAAUUAAGUGUAUGUAUGUGAUCGACGGAUUUUGGAAAGAUUGCUGUGGGCAUUUUGUGCAUAUUGUAAAAUCUGAAUACUUGUACAUGCUCUCACUGAACUGCUGCUGAACUAGCAUCCCUAAAUCCUAAUUCCUUUAUCUUUGAUUGAAAUUUUGUGUUAAGAUUUUAAUUCGA